Bombyx mori (domestic silkworm) is the source of this 3238-nucleotide messenger RNA. RefSeq names its product transcription initiation factor TFIID subunit 5 (gene Taf5). The coding region runs from base 1139 to 3091 and encodes 650 amino acids. Gene Ontology annotation, biological process: transcription initiation at RNA polymerase II promoter. Gene Ontology annotation, molecular function: protein binding; RNA polymerase II general transcription initiation factor activity. The record is from RefSeq and is a predicted model, not a curated record. NCBI's taxonomy places the organism in Eukaryota, Metazoa, Arthropoda, Insecta, Lepidoptera, Bombycidae. Gene Ontology annotation, cellular component: transcription factor TFIID complex. The transcript has 12 exons.
GACUUUUUGGCGGGAAUGCGAGGAGUGAAGUUGUGUGAUUUGUUUUAUUUUGUUUAUUUAGUGUUUCUUCGAGUUUAAAUGUGUAAUAAUGGUGGUUUAUUAACUGUUUAAUAUCUGUGAAAGUGCACAAAUGUGGGAAAAUGAAACAAAGCCGCUGGACGUAACUUCUCGGGAUCCUCCAAAAAGUCCAUUAAAAUAAUCUUAGUAAAUGACCACCAUUUUACUGAGAUUAUAUUUCAUCCCAUUUCAUUUCAUUUAAUUUCAUCUCAGUUGAUUAAUGUCUCAAAUUAUUCAUCUUCAUUUCAUUUCACUCCAUAAUAUCAUUUUUCAUAAAAAUAUUAAUAUUAAUUAAAACAAGACAUGACUUAAAGGUCUCAGUUACCAGGUCAUAAAAUCCCUUAAAAAAAAAUUAUUAGACGAAGUCAACUGACGUUUACUGUGUUGUCAGUUUUUGAUGAAAUAAAAAUAGUGUUGUGACAAAGUGAACGAUUGAAAAAACUCCUGAAUUAAUGAAAUUGCCUCGAUUGUCUAGUGAAUAGUUGGUGUGCCGAAUUGCCGAUAUCGGGUACGGGGUUCGAAUUUUAGGCGUGCUUUGUACAUACCAACGAGUUUUCGACGAAACAUUAUGUUCCUAUAGUAUCUACCUGUACUGAAUACCGAGUGUUUUAAACAUUAAGAAAAACAUUGCGAGGAAGCUUGUAAGACUGUCCUAUUUCCAAUACAUCAUACAGUUGAAAGUAUAGAUGUAUAAAAUAUAACAAUUAAAGGUAGGUAAUGAAAAUAAAAAACUGAUUGUAGUUACAAACUACUAGUAACAUAUAUUGGAGCACUUUAAUACAAUUUUAUUGUAAAAAUAAUAUAUAUAUAAUAUAAAUAAUAUUCUUUUAUAGUUUGAAAUUAAUGAUUAACUCUUCACACUCAUGUGAUUGAACGAGAACUGAAUGCAUCACUAUUAGUUUAAAUAUAGCAACAUUAUUUUACAAAGUGACAUUAGCGACUGUCAGCUGGCUUCGUCUAAUUAAAAAUCCGACUAUAAACAUGUUUAUCGUUACGCUGCGUUAGUGUUAAAACAACAAGUUUUUAAUUGUCCAUUAUUUACUAAUUACUGAACAAUUCAGCUUCUUGCAGAAUCUCCAAGAUGAGUGAGAAAUCAACCCCACUGCUGGCUGUUUUACAGUUACUUAGAAAGUACAAUCUAAAGAGUACAGAAGACAUUUUAAGAAAAGAAGCUAGUCUAGGAGACGUCGAAUGUGAAAGCUUAGAUCUUCCUGAAGUAGAACUAGCGAGCAUUCUUACCGCUCAUCACACUGAAAGCGACCCCUUUACGUACGAAUUGGCGUACGACGGUCUAAAAAAAUUUAUUGAAAAUUCUUUAGAUUUGUACAAGUAUGAAUUGUCCACACUAUUGUAUCCUGUGUUUGUUCACAUGUAUCUUCUGUUGAUACUGUAUGAUCAUGUUGAACACGCUGUCAGUUUCUUGGAAAAGUUUGGAAUAGAACAAGAAGAUUACUAUCAAGAGGACUUGAAAAAGUUGUCUAUUGUAAAACAUAAGGAUCAGAUAAAAGGAAAUGAACUAGCAGAAAUAUACAGCACAAAUAAAUUUACAGUUCAGUUAUCAAGAGAUGCAUCUUCACAACUGAAACGUUACUUACACGAACAGAAAAAUUCCUCAGUAAUAAUAAAUAUAAUAAAUAAUCAUAUACAAAUCGAAGUCCAUGAUGGUCCAGGAAGAACUCAAGCACAAGUUCGAGCUACAGCUGGAGGGGUACUUGGAGAACCAAUGAAAAGUGAAAAUCGCACCAAAGUGUAUUAUGGGCUCCUGAAAGAGCCCGAUAUUCAAGUUCUACCGGCUCCGGUAGAAGACGAAGAAGAAGUAGAAGAAACCCCUGACAAACCAAAAAAGAAAAAAGCGAAAAAAGAUAAUCUUUUUAUGAAGAAACCAAAAUCUGACCCAAAUGCACCUCCUAAUGACAGGAUCCCUCUACCAGAUCUAAAAGAAAUUGAUAAAGUAGAGAAAGGCAAAGCACUCAGAGAAGCAUCAAAACGUGUUCAGCUAGGACCAGACAGCUUGCCCUCUAUUUGUUUCUAUACAUUACUGAACAGCGGACAUACUGCAAUUAGUUGUGAUAUUUGUGACGAUUCCACCCUUUUGGCUGUGGGAUUUAAUAACUCAAACAUAAAGGUAUGGACAUUGACUCCCAUUAAACUGCGAGGAAUGAAAUCUGCAGAAAAACUACAAGAUAUAGACAGGGAAGCAGGUGAUGUACUCGUGAGGAUGAUGGAGGAAAAGGACCGUGAUACGUGCCGCAACCUUUUUGGGCACUCCGGCCCCGUUUAUAAAGUUGCAUUUGAUCCUUUUAAAACAAUGCUGCUUUCGUGCUCUGAGGAUACAACUGUGAGAUUGUGGUCACUACAGUGUUGGACGUGUCUUGUUGUGUACCGUGGACACGUAUGGCCGGUCUGGGAUGUGCGCUGGUCCCCUCAUGGCCACUACUUUGCUUCCAGCGGCCAUGAUCGUACUGCUCGACUAUGGGCGACUGAUCACCACCUUCCACUGAGGAUAUUUAUAGGACAUUAUUCGGAUGUAGAUUGUAUUCAGUUCCACCCGAACUCAAAUUAUAUAGCAACUGGAUCUAGCGACAGAACAGUUCGACUGUGGGAUUGUUUAACUGGUAGUCAAGUUCGAAUAAUGACAGGACAUAAGUCAACCAUUUUCACGUUGGCCUUUUCCGUUUGUGGAAGAUGGAUUGCUUCUGGUGGCAGUGGUGGAGAUAUGAUGGUUUGGGAUUUAUCUACUGGGGGUCCAGCCGCUUCGUUACCCCCGGCACAUACUGCUCCCAUACACGCCUUAGCCUUCAGUCGUGAUGGAACAGUUCUAUCGUCAGGCUCAUUGGAUUGUACAAUAAAAUUGUGGGACUUCACAGCCAUAACAGACGAAUCUCCCAUUGAAGAAACUCUAAAUAACCCUAUACCAAAAGAAGACAAAUAUCUAUUACAAUCAUUUGCCACUAAAAGUUCCCCUGUAAAAGGCUUGCAUUUUACAAGACGCAAUUUACUACUUGCUGUUGGCACAUAUGAGAGCAGUGCUUAAUUAUAUUUGGGUACUUGUGAAAUACAAGUGACAUUACAUUAUAAAAAAUUAAAAAUAUUAAGACAGAAACAUUGACUUUAUUACAACUAUACUACUUGAAGAAAAAAGGAACGCUCUGAAGUAAUAAAUUGUAUUAUUAAAUUUAAA